AUGCUCCUCACAAACAACACAGAAAUUACAGAAUUCAUACUACUGGGCCUCACAGAUCGACCCGAACUCCAGCCUCUCCUCUUUAUGCUGUUUCUGUUUGUUUACCUGGUCACUGUCUUAGGCAACAUGGGCAUGAUGGCCCUGAUCAGACUGGAUUCCCGGCUUCAUACACCCAUGUACUUCUUCCUCAGUAACUUGGCAUUUGUGGAUCUAUGCUAUACCUCAACUGCCAGCCCACAGAUGCUGAGUAAUUUCUUAUCAGACAAGAAGACCAUUUCAUUCAUUGGCUGCUUCGUCCAGUGCUACCUUUUCAUUGCCCUUCUCCUCACAGAGUUUUACAUGCUAGCAGCCAUGGCCUAUGACCGCUAUGUGGCUAUAUGCAGUCCUCUGCAUUACAGUGUGAAAAUGUCCAGGAGAGUCUGCAUCUGCUUGGCCAUAUGCCCUUAUGUUUAUGGCUUCUCAGAUGGGCUAUUCCAAGCCAUCCUAACCUUCAGUAUGACCUUUUGUAAGUCCAAUGUCAUCAACCACUUCUACUGUGCUGACCCACCACUCAUUAAGCUGUCUUGCUCUGAUACUUACAUCAAAGAACAUAUGCUCCUCACAAACAACACAGAAAUUACAGAAUUCAUACUACUGGGCCUCACAGAUCGACCCGAACUCCAGCCUCUCCUCUUUAUGCUGUUUCUGUUUGUUUACCUGGUCACUGUCUUAGGCAACAUGGGCAUGAUGGCCCUGAUCAGACUGGAUUCCCGGCUUCAUACACCCAUGUACUUCUUCCUCAGUAACUUGGCAUUUGUGGAUCUAUGCUAUACCUCAACUGCCAGCCCACAGAUGCUGAGUAAUUUCUUAUCAGACAAGAAGACCAUUUCAUUCAUUGGCUGCUUCGUCCAGUGCUACCUUUUCAUUGCCCUUCUCCUCACAGAGUUUUACAUGCUAGCAGCCAUGGCCUAUGACCGCUAUGUGGCUAUAUGCAGUCCUCUGCAUUACAGUGUGAAAAUGUCCAGGAGAGUCUGCAUCUGCUUGGCCAUAUGCCCUUAUGUUUAUGGCUUCUCAGAUGGGCUAUUCCAAGCCAUCCUAACCUUCAGUAUGACCUUUUGUAAGUCCAAUGUCAUCAACCACUUCUACUGUGCUGACCCACCACUCAUUAAGCUGUCUUGCUCUGAUACUUACAUCAAAGAACAUGCCAUGUUAAUAUCAGCUGGUUUCAACCUCUCCAGUUCCCUCACAAUCAUCCUGGUGUCUUAUGCCUUCAUCAUUGCUGCCAUCUUAAGGAUCAAAUCAGCUGAAGGAAGACGCAAGGCAUUCUCCACCUGUGGUUCCCACAUGGUGGCUGUCACAUUGUUUUAUGGAACCCUCUUCUGUAUGUAUGUGAGACCACCCACUGACAAGACUGUGGAAGAAUCCAAAAUUAUAGCUGUCUUCUAUACCUUUGUAAGUCCAGUGCUGAAUCCAUUGAUCUACAGCCUGAGGAAUAAAGAUGUAAAGCAGGCACUGAAGGCAGUCCUCAGGAGAAACGUUAUUAGGACAGCACUGAUGCCUCCAGUUGUCAAACCUGCAACUAGGGUUUCAUGA
Messenger RNA from Acomys russatus (golden spiny mouse), 1572 nucleotides. Its product is annotated as olfactory receptor 5M11-like. Gene Ontology annotation, cellular component: membrane. NCBI's taxonomy places the organism in Eukaryota, Metazoa, Chordata, Mammalia, Rodentia, Muridae. Gene Ontology annotation, molecular function: olfactory receptor activity; G protein-coupled receptor activity; odorant binding. Bases 1 to 1572 code for a protein of 523 amino acids. The transcript has 2 exons. Gene Ontology annotation, biological process: G protein-coupled receptor signaling pathway; sensory perception of smell. The record is from RefSeq and is a predicted model, not a curated record.